Messenger RNA from Pipistrellus kuhlii (Kuhl's pipistrelle), 1887 nucleotides. RefSeq names its product Golgi apparatus membrane protein TVP23 homolog B. Lineage: Eukaryota; Metazoa; Chordata; Mammalia; Chiroptera; Vespertilionidae. Bases 149 to 766 code for a protein of 205 amino acids. Gene Ontology annotation, biological process: protein secretion; vesicle-mediated transport. The record is from RefSeq and is a predicted model, not a curated record. The transcript has 7 exons. Gene Ontology annotation, cellular component: Golgi membrane.
GCGAGCCGCGGAGAAGCGGAAGUGGGGACGGGCGGCGGCCUGCACUUGGGCUCCGCCGGGCCUUUGGCGACCACGUCGCAGGAGUUCCAGGCCCCGCCCAGCGGUCGGCGCUGACGUGGCUCCCGGAAGUGGGCUGCGCUGGGCCAACAUGUUGCAUCAGGACAGUAAUGAUGAAAGUGAAGAUGUUGCACUGUUUGAUGCAGAAGAGGAAACAACUAAUCGACCCCCAAAAUCCAAAAUCAGACAUCCAGUGGCAUCAUUUUUCCAUUUAUUCUUUCGAGUCAGUGCAAUUGUAAUCUAUCUUCUCUGUGAAUUGUUCAGCAGCAGCUUUAUUGCCUGUAUGGUGACGAUUAUCUUGUUAUUGUCAUGUGAUUUUUGGGCAGUCAAGAAUGUCACAGGAAGACUAAUGGUUGGCCUGCGUUGGUGGAAUCAUAUUGAUGAAGAUGGAAAAAGCCAUUGGGUGUUUGAGUCCAGGAAGGCAUCCCCUCAAGAUAAUAAAACUGUUUCCGAGGCUGAAUCAAGAAUUUUUUGGUUAGGACUUAUUGCCUGUCCAGUGCUUUGGGUGAUAUUUGCCUUCAGCUCUCUCUUCUCCUUCAGACUGAAGUGGUUGGCAGUGGUUACCAUGGGUGUGGUGCUACAAGGUGCCAACCUAUAUGGCUACAUCAGGUGCAAAGUGGGCAGCAGAAAGAAUUUAACCAGCAUGGCCACAUCUUAUCUUGGAAAGCAGUUUUUAAGACAAAACACUGGAGAUGAUCAGACUUCCUGAAGAGGGGGAGAAGUCCCCUGUGGGCUGUUAUAUUGGGAACAACUGAAGAGAUUCUUCACUCUGAGCCUUUUAGAACUCAGUGCAUGUAGCAGAGAGAAGUAUUGUGUUUGUUUUUCCAUUUAAAAAUUUACUUAAAAAAACAAAUCGGAAAAGUAGUUUUCAUUUUCUUGCUAGCAUUUGGGGCUUAAAAUAUUGUAUUGCUAGAAACAUUGUCAAAAUUUGGUUUAUGGUGUACAUAUGUGUGUGCCCAGUCAUGUAAUUAAUAUCCACGCAUUAUAGUUUGAUAAGAGUCUUUAUAUUUGUGUACAUAUGUAAUGAAGACAUUUGCAUUUUGAUUCAUAGAAUAUAGAAGGUUCUUAAUCUCAUUUCAAAAUUAUGUAUAUUUAAAUAUUUCUGUAGGUUAUUUUCAGAAGAAAAUUUUGUUUCCAUGGUAAGAGUGAGCACUUCAACUAUGUAUAAGUUAGAAAUAAUUGUUAAUUUUAUGGCUUACUAUGUACUUGAUAAUGAAACUCUUAUUCUAGGCAUUCAAAGGCAGAUAUAAAACAAAUUUGGAUAGUGGUGUGAGCUAGUUUAUUUUUAUUGUAACAAGUCAUGUAUUUUAGGUCUAUUAAUAUAAAUGAGUUUUCAUGGUUUAAGUGUAAGAGAUACUUGUUUAUUGCUGUGUUCUACUUGUUUUUGGAGAUUACAGCCAGGAAGCUCUUGAAGAGUGUUCUUGGCCUAACAAAACAUUUUGCCAUGAAGAGAGCAUUAUUCUUCAGUCAUAGUAAGAAUAAUUAUUUAAAUACUUGGCAUAAUAAAUGCCUAAGAGACACUUUUUUUUAUGAAUCUAUUUUUUCUUGCUUUAGUGGGGAUAUUGUAAACCAUGUAUUUGUGUUAAUGGUAUUUCUUAAAAAGCAAUAUGUGUAACAGUCUAUGAACUUUACAGACGCAUGUAAAUUCUCUUAUAGGUAUUCGGUAACCUUUGUUGGAGUCUCAGUCUACAAACUGUUUUGCCAAUGUAUUUAUACAUUGUUAAACUGUUUUAAAGAUGUUUUGUUUAAUUGAAUAAGUGUCUAUUUGGAGUGAUAGCUUUGAAAGUGCAUAACUUUAUAUUUGUAUAAAACUCUAAUGUUUACAAAGCA